Microdochium trichocladiopsis is the source of this 1456-nucleotide messenger RNA. RefSeq lists its product as uncharacterized. NCBI's taxonomy places the organism in Eukaryota, Fungi, Ascomycota, Sordariomycetes, Xylariales, Microdochiaceae. The transcript has a single exon. The record is from RefSeq and is a predicted model, not a curated record. The coding region runs from base 499 to 1158 and encodes 219 amino acids.
AUCUGCAUCUCGACCUCUGGCUCCCGACAGUGUUGCAGUACACGCCGCUCUCUGGUCCUGUCCUGCCCUGUCUUGAGCUGUCCUGUCGUCGCCGGAUCGUUGUUGGCGCUUAGCCUCGACGCGCUUCUUUGUUCCUGCGAGGCACCGCAGAGCCAGCAAACAGCUAAUUACAAGUAUCCGUGGCUGCCCAGCCUCCACGUCGACAGCACUCAUUGUUUCCCGUGCUCUCUGCCCAGCUCACUCUGCACCUCUCGUGUUGACGCAAAAGUCGUCCUUUUCCUUGUUCACUUUCCUUCGUCAUUGCCAAACACGGCACGUAAUCAUCAUCCGCGCCCUGUCAAUCUGCGUUGAUCGCUUGACACCUCGGCCAGUCUCACUCAUACAUACAGGCUUCUUCUUCGUCGACAUAUACCAUUUCCAAGGCAGCCACGACUUAUACACGCUUCUGUCUUUCUUUCCAAAUCAAUCGACCCUCGUCUCACCGCAACCAUCGCCACCAUGAUGCUCAAGUCGGCUGUCAAGACCUUUGGCAAGGGCGCUGCCACCAAGCCCCUGUUCGUGUACGAGACGAUGGCCCGCUGGAUCGCUCGUGGCAUUCAGUUCGUAUUUGCCCUCAUCGUCUGCGGCCUCUACGGCAGCCGCGUCGCUUCAGACUCGCGCCACGGCCUCGGCCAGGACCCGGCCUGGGUCUUCGCCCUCUUCGUCGCCGGCACGUCCUGCAUCACCUGCGUCAUCUUCGCCAUUCCCCAGCCAUUCAUCAAGACCCAUCGUCUCUUCCCCUGGGAUCUCCUGCUCCUGCUGUUUUGGAUCAUCGUCUUUGGCAUCUUCGCCAGCACCUUUCUCACCAAGCCAGACGACCUCAAAGAGUAUGAGGGCACCAGCGUCUCGGUCAUGAAGGGCGCCGUCUGGGUGGACCUGGUCAACUGCAUCUUCUGGGCCAUCACCGGCGGCUACGGCUGCUUCCGCUCGUUUGUCGGCGACAAGAUCAACAACAAGAUCGACCACAAGCUCGAUGACCUCGAGGGCGCCAUCAGCGACAAGGUUGACGGCUAUGUCCCCGGGGGCUUUGCCAAGGCGGAACAGGCUCACGGCAAGUACGGCCAUAUUGUUCCCAAGGUGCUCCCCAAGAUCCUGGACAAGGUUCACCUCAAGCGAUGAACCUGCUGGGCUUGCGAUACGGGGUUAGUGUUCCAUGUCAGCUGUUCGGCGGACGCGUGUCUUCUUUUUCUGUGGUCGCAUCGCACUCUUUUCUAGCAUUGUUACAUGUCCAUGGCGAUAUGCGCCGGAUUUUCGUUUACUUGUUUCAUCGGGACGGCGUAUGGUGUUUCGCUUUACAAUAUAUAUAGUUCUCAGGUUGAGAAGCUUCCGAAUGGGGCACAAAGACAUCGCUUCUGCACAACAGCAAAGCAAUCGAACCCAAGUACAUCUUAAUGCAUUUUUACUUCGUUCUUCGGCA